AUGCUUCAGGCAACCAAGAAUGUACCACGCGCAGCGCUACUGUGCCUCGUCAUUUCCAUCGCGCUCUCCGCGCCGUGCGCCGUGCGCGGCGCGCCGCAGGGUCCCGCCGCGACGUCGAUAGCGGCGACACUGGCGAGCGCGGAGUCGCCGUCGCAGUCGUUCAACGUGUCGCUGCUCGUCCUCAACGCCACCGGGCUGCUCGCCAAGCUGCCCUCGCUCGCGCCGCUCACUCUCUUCGCGCCCACCGACGCCGCGUGGCGCGCCGCAUUCCACGCCCUCGCCCUGCCUUAUCUCAGCGCCUACAUUCCCUUCCCCGGCGCCGCCGUCGGCGGCGAGACCCCCGGAAGCCCGGGCAGUCCGGGGAACAGCUCGGGCGGCGCGGGCGGUUCGGACGCCGCCAAUCCCGGUGGCAUCGCACAGCCAACCCCAGCGCCCGGUGUUGCCCCCGCUGCGGGAGGCGCUAGCGGCGGGGCGAGCGCGGCGAUGAUUCCCAGCCUUCCGCAAGUUGACUUGCCGCUGCCCGGCGUUCCCGACGUGGCGAUUCCCGGGAUUCCAGGCAGGUCAGACGGAUUGAAUUCGACAAUACCUGUGGAUAACAUGACCAUUCCCAUGCCCGAUCUCAACAUGACCAUGCCCAACAUGACCAUGCCCAACAUGACCAUGCCCGGCAUCAAUGUGACCAUGCCCGACUUCAACUGGACAUUUCCCAAUAUAAACAUGUCCAUGCCAAAUAUGAACCCGUUGACUUUCGACCCGCUUCUCGCCGCAUUGAGCGCCGUGUUUUCCGGCGACGGGACGCCAGCGUCGCUGGCGGCGCUGACGAAAGAGCGGCCCGAGGCGCUGAAGGCUCUGUCGGAGCUGCUCGCAUACCACGUGGCGACGGCGGCGCUGAACGCAGCGGCCAUCGCGGCGCAGUUCACGGCGGAAGCGGGCAACCUGACGACGGUGAACGGGCAGGGGCUGUGGAUCAACUACAAUAAGAGCGAGUCCGCCGCGCUGCUCAACGCGUACUCGCCGGCGCAGCGCGCGCUGAUCAGCGAGGGGAUAAGCGUGGGGUACGACGGAACCAUCUACUACCCCAACGGCACCACCGUCGCCGCCAACGGCACCGUCAUCUUUGACCCCUUGACGAGCCCCGUGGCCGUGGACUCGGACGGCAACACCUACUUCGCCAACGGUACAGUCGUCAGCUCGAACGGAACCGUUGUGAGCACCAACGGCACCGGCAUUGCCAUCGACGGGCCGGGCCUCCCUCUGCCCCCCACCGUCUCGUCGCCCCCCUCCAACGGCGACGGGUCGGUGGCGCCGCGCGGCGUGGCUGGCGCGCAGAUGAUGAUGGAGCCGCAGCCUCAACCCGUAAUGGAACCCACCCCCAUGAUGGGCGGCCCCGCCGAUGUGCCCCCCGCCACCACCAUGCCCGCCCCCGCCGAUAUGCCCCCCGCCGAUAUGCCCCCCAACAUCCAGGUGGACCCGAUCCCGGGGGUCAUGGGCGGGUGGGGCAUGGGGGGCGACUGGGGCAACUGGAGCGCGGAGGCGCAGCAGCAGUGGUGGGGGAAUGCGACUGAGUGGAUGAACCAGGCCGUGCCAGGGCUGAACGUGACUGCCACUGAAUACCUCGCGUGGCUCAACGCCUCCUCCGCCUGGGCGGCAGGCUCUAAUAUGAUGUGGGAGCAGGCUGGCAGCGACAUGAACGUGGCUCGGGUGGUGCGGGCUGAUCUGAUGGACAGCGCUGGCAUUGUGGUGCAUGGCGUCGAUGGCGUGCUCUUCCCCCACUACAGGGACAUGCCUGUGUUUGACAAGGGCGGCGGGGGCGAGGGAGAGGGUGGCGUGCCUGUGCCUAUGCCCAUCGCCAUGCCUGUCGUAGCGCCUGGUGGCGUUGCUAAUGGCAGCACGAACGGCGCGGGUACGAAUGGCGCUGCGACUGGCGGGCAGCCCGACGACAGUGCUGCCACGGGUGCUGGUGCUCCUGCGGCAGCUGGGUCUAGCAGUGCUGGGCAGGAUGCGUCUAAGAGUGCGGCGAGUGGCACGCCAGCACCACCUGCUGGGUCACCCCCUGCGGGUAAAGCACAGAGCAAGGCUGCUGCAGUCCCCCUCCUCUUGACUGCUGCGCUCUCCCUCGUGGCUCUGCUAUAG
Molecule: messenger RNA, 2133 nt
Organism: Closterium sp. NIES-65
Lineage: Eukaryota; Viridiplantae; Streptophyta; Zygnematophyceae; Desmidiales; Closteriaceae
Source: the annotation of a GenBank genome assembly